Molecule: messenger RNA, 2284 nt
Organism: Nerophis lumbriciformis (worm pipefish)
Lineage: Eukaryota; Metazoa; Chordata; Actinopteri; Syngnathiformes; Syngnathidae
Gene: zbtb1
Product: zinc finger and BTB domain containing 1
Biological process (GO): regulation of transcription by RNA polymerase II
Cellular component (GO): nucleus
Molecular function (GO): DNA-binding transcription factor activity, RNA polymerase II-specific; protein binding
Source: RefSeq, a predicted model, not a curated record
GAAGAAAAAGAAGAAGAAGGAAGUCUUUUAUUUUGUUCACGGGAAGUUUGUGCGGAAGUUGUUGCAGCAGCAGCUGUCUGGAGGCAAACGAAGAAGAAGAGGAGGAAGAAGAGGUAGAAGUAGUACAACUAGAAGAAGUAGAAAUAGAACGAGAAGUAGUCGAAGCUUCUAGAUCCAACUUUCCCACACAAAAUAUCCGUGCUGAUCAACGGUGCUUUGUCUUAUCUUCGGCCGAUAUCAGCAACUCCUCCGCCGGCCUGGGGUCCUUGCGGGCGAUGGCGAGGUCGAGUCACAGCGAGCACGUCCUCCAGCAGCUCAACAACCAGCGCGAGUGGGGCUUCUUGUGCGACUGCCUCAUCGCAAUCGAUGACAUCUACUUCCGGGCUCACAAGGCGGUGCUAGCGGCCUGCAGCUCCUACUUCAGGAUGAUGUUUAUCCGCGACCAGCAGGGAGCGGCGCGACUAGACCUCAGCAACAUGCAGAUCAGUGCCGAGUGCUUCGACCUCAUCCUGCAGCUGAUGUACCUUGGCCGCAUUGUGGCGGGAAACUACGACUUUGACCACCUCAAAGCGUCUAUGGCGUACUUACAGAUGUACUACAUCCCUGACUCCCUGGAUGACCUGAGGGACAACCACGCCCCCAAUUUAGCCCCGUGUUCAUCGGCGUCCUUGUCCAGCUCGUCAACGGUGACCUCUGGCGGGAAAAUGAUGUUUGGCGUCCGCAUGUAUGAGCGGCAGAAACCUGCGCCUGCUCAGGAACUGAAUCGCCUCGCCAGAUCCGUCAGCAGGUCCGAGGGGGGCGCGACAGAAGACGGGCCCAGCCUGCCCGUCUUGGCUGUGGAUGGGGGUGCGGAGCAACCAUGUGACCUGAGGAAGAGGAAUGCGGGACGGAGCGUAGCCCUAAAGGAACGCCCUCGCUUUGGCCGCACAUUUACCUGCGAUGACUGUGGAUUUGUCUUCAGCUGUGAGAAACUUCUAAUCGAGCACAUCCUGACUUGCACUAACAGGAAGACUUACCAGCCGGGCCAAAGCGGGGACGCGGAUGCCGCUGUCACGGCCGAGAGCUCUGCCUCUGACAGUGCGGAGGAACACAGAGCGCUCUCUGACCUCUGCUCGCUAGCAGUGGUGCCAAACAGUGAGGCGGAAUCUACCCGCUGUGUUUCCAUCAAGACGGAACCGCCUGACAGCCCGCUCGCCGAAGCCCAGUGCGUCGACGGCACCGUUUUGGUGUCUGCUAGCGUAGGAAAAGCUGCGCCGAACGAAGGAGGAACACUCCUAGAAGAGGCGCCCAGCGUUUCUGGCGUGGACAUGCCGCUUUGCGAUGCUUCUGGAACAUCGGCUCAGUUUUUUGAGGUGAAAGAAGAGGAGAGCGAAGCCGCCCCCUGCGAGCUGUGUGGGACUUUACUAAGCGAAGACGACAAGUCAGCGCACUACCUGUCUAGUCACAUGGGCCACAUCUGCGCUUGCGGGAGGUGUGGCCAAGUGCUGAUCAAAGGCCGCCAACUGCAGGAGCACGCCGAGCGCUGCGCCGAGACCCUCGGUGGUGAGUCGGACUCACACGACGAGGAUGAGCCUCACGCUGUGGAAGAGGGGGCGGAGCUUGCCUGCCCUCACUGCGGCCUGCCCUUCCACAGCGAGAGCCUGGCGCUGGAACACGCCUUGUCCUGUCACGAGCCCGACCUCUUCCGCGGCGGGCCAGACCAUCGCCGCAAACAUUUCUGCACCAUCUGCGGCAAAGGCUUCUACCAGCGCUGCCACCUGCGCGAGCACUACACCGUGCACACCAAGGAGAAGCAGUUCACCUGCCAAACGUGCGGCAAGCGCUUCCUACGUGAGCGCCAGCUGCGGCUGCACACGGACAUGCACCGCGGCGUGGCGCGCUACGUCUGCCCCGUGUGCGACCAGGGCACCUUCCUCAAGCAUGACCAUGUCAGGCACAUGAUUUCGCACCUGGCGGCCGGCGAGACCAUUUGCCAGGUGUGCUGUCAAAUCUUUCCUGGCGGCGAGCAGCUGGAGGAGCACAUGGACGUCCACCUGUACGUGUGCGGUGUGUGCGGACAGAAGUUCCGCCUUCGCAAGGACAUGCGCAGUCAUUACAACCAGAAACACGCCAAGAGGCUGUAAGACCAUUGUCAGCGCCGUUGUCUCUUCUGUGACACGUCAUUGGUCACUGAGCUAUUGUGGGCGGGUCAAAGACAACACUGCAUCCUUGUGGACUUGAAAGGGUUGGCAUGUGAUGAUAAUAAUCUAUUCACAUUUUGAAUAAAUGUCACUUUUGUCAACAA